Dromiciops gliroides (monito del monte) is the source of this 1062-nucleotide messenger RNA. RefSeq names its product zona pellucida binding protein (gene ZPBP). Gene Ontology annotation, biological process: binding of sperm to zona pellucida; acrosome assembly. The coding region runs from base 1 to 1062 and encodes 353 amino acids. Lineage: Eukaryota; Metazoa; Chordata; Mammalia; Microbiotheria; Microbiotheriidae. Gene Ontology annotation, cellular component: acrosomal vesicle; zona pellucida receptor complex; extracellular region. The transcript has 8 exons. The record is from RefSeq and is a predicted model, not a curated record.
AUGGAGGGCGCAGCCCGGGUCCUGCUGAGGCGGGCCCGGGAAAGCCGCCGUUGUCAUGGCCGCCGCUCCCAGUACUUUCCGCCUUUUUCCCUCCUCCUCUUGUUCUUGUACCUCCAGGCGUCUCUUUCAAUUGCAUAUCUUUAUCCUGAAUGGUACUUAAGACAGAUCACUGGGGAUACAGAAACGGUGAAAUUAGUAGGAUCAACAAACUUUCCAGUCAAAAUUUAUGUCAUGUUGCAUCACAACAGUCCUCAUAUACUAUGUGUAACCAAAAGGCUGCGCAAUGUAGAGUUGAUAGACCCAGUAUUCCACUGGCAUGCACCAAUCGAUAAUGUCGUUGCAGAAAACUCCUCUGUACAAGUAACAACAUCAGGAAGCCUUAUAUUCCAAAAUUUCAGUGAAGAGAUGAGUGGAGUUUAUACUUGCUCCCUUUCAUAUAAACAUACUGCAGAAGAGGUGGAAAAAACUCUCCAACUAAAAUAUGUCAUAUACGCUUAUGUAAAUCCUAAUUUUUACUACCAGUUCACAGCUCGAUAUCAUUCUGCACCCUGCAAUAGUAUCUACAAUGUCUCAUUUCAGAAGAAGUUGCUUCGGGUUUUGAGCAAACUAGUUGCUGAACUUUCCUGUCAAAUAAUAUUACUGAAGUCUGAAUGUCAUCAGAUUAAGAUGCAGAGAGCUGGUUUACAAAAUGAAUUGUUCUUCACCUUUUCAGUUAUCCCCAUGGAAAAUGGAACAAAAAGACCUGAUGAAUGCACAAAUUCUUCUUGUGAUCCUGCUGAAAGACUAAAUAAGGCAAAAAAACUUAUAGAGAGAUUUUUUAUUGAACAAGUGAAAAUUCUGGAAAAACGUUUACAGUCCCUUCCUGAGAUAUACUAUAUUGAAGGUACUCUGCAAAUUGUAUGGAUUAAUCGUUGCAUUCCAGGAUAUGGGAUAAAUGCUUUGGUACAUCCAGGUUGUCCUAAUUGUUGUGUGAUCUGCAACCCUGGCACUUAUAACCCCCACAGUGGAACUCAUUGCCUUCAGUGCAACAGCAGCAUGGCAUAUGGAGCAAAGAAAUGCUAA